Botrytis porri is the source of this 2220-nucleotide messenger RNA. RefSeq lists its product as uncharacterized. The coding region runs from base 1 to 2220 and encodes 739 amino acids. The record is from RefSeq and is a predicted model, not a curated record. Lineage: Eukaryota; Fungi; Ascomycota; Leotiomycetes; Helotiales; Sclerotiniaceae. The transcript is spliced from 5 exons.
AUGUUGUCCUAUAUCAAAGCAAGAUCAAAGGACUUGAAGUUCUCCGAUGUGAUUAUGGAAAGCAAUGACUGUAGACUUCUGGGGUCCCCUCUUCACCCCGCUGUCGAAACUGAUAUCGAACCUUUCUUGGAUGAACUGAAAGAAGGAUUUAGUCUCCACCCGUGCGAUUUCGAGUCUAGUAAUGGCAUUGAGAACCUGAGUUGGGAAAAAGCAGUCUUCUGGAUAUUUUCUUCAUCGAUCUCAAUAUAUGCAAAUAAGCUUCUGUUGUUACAGAGAGGAUUUCUACUGAAUCAAAUACAGAUUACCGUAUGGCAGCAUUCAUUUAUUGCCGGGACAAAAACUAAUCGUCAUCUAGCUCUCACAAUCUCUACAUUCCACUUUGGCCUGUGGUUGCUUACAUUUAUCAUCACAUCACGACAUGAAUCUCGCAUCAAUGUUCAGUCUAUUCCGAAAGUCCUCCAGCAAACUCAAUCAUGGUUUUGGAUGAUGCCUGCCUCCUUGACUUCCGCAGUUGCUUUACCGUUGCUGAUGGAGGCGCUUAUGCAUAUGUCAAGUCUCCCUGUCUUGAUUAUGCUCUUCCCACUGAUUCACCUGAUAGAAUCUCUCACGCUCUUUAUUUUCUUUCCGCAGUCGCGUUCUUCCAACCGCCUAUCUCUUGAGACUCUCGGCAUCGCAAUAUUCACAACUUUGAUUCUUUACAAUGAGUAUCGUCUCACUGUUCCAGGAAUUAUUUGUAGUAUUGGAGCUUUCACUAUGACCGGCCUUUCUAGAGCUCUUUUCGUUAUGGCGUCUCACAAGAUGAACGAUCACGGGGAUCAAACAUCAUCGUCUUAUCAUGGCUACAUCCUGAUGACCACAACUUUUGGGCUCUUCAUAAGUGGCAUUCUGGCCUAUUAUCGGGAGCGCAGCACAUUAGAGUUCUAUCCGAAAUUAGGCACUCUAGCUCUGUUUUCCAUCUCCUCUAUAGCUAUGGUUGCUGCAGUAUUUUCUGGCACCAGUACUCUCGCAUAUAACCCAAGUCCUUUCUCGGCUGCGAAGAAUCUGGACGCCAAAACACUUUUUGCCAUUUCAGAUGUCGUCGUAUCCGGACUUUCUAGCAUAUUUGUCUUGCUGAUAUCAUUAACAUUUGGGCCGACAUCUGUGGUAUCUUGGAUCCAAUUCACUUCCUAUUUUCUAGCGGUUUACUGUCUCAUUGGAUAUUCCAAAGUUUACAUUUUCUUUGAGAACAUUUCGGGAUUUAUUCAACGCCGUCUUCACUGCCGAUUGUACAAUACAGCCUCGAGUCCGACUCUUCAAAGAACAUAUGUAUUUAUGUUAGAGAUCUCGCUUACUACCUUGGCUAUAGUUGCUUUAUAUGCAUUAUCCCUAUCCCAGCUAAUCAGAUUACAAUCCGGCCCCGCCUCCUCAAUGGACAACUUGUAUACGCCAGAAUCAUCGUCCUUUGAUAUUGUCAUUAGCGCUUACAAAGAAACACCUGAGUCGAUCGCACGGAUGUUGAAGGCUAUAAAAUCAACAUCAUACCUAUCCUCACACAAUACACGUGUUCUUAUAUACACCAAAGACCCCACCGUUUCAUUGUCAAUGUUGAAGAACUCUACAGGAGCCGAUAUUGUUGAACGGCUUUCCAAUCUUGGUCGCGAAGGAGGAACGUACCUCAGUCAUAUCGUUACUCGUUGGAAUGAUUUGGCAGCACAAACUAUGUUUAUUCAAGCUCAUGCCCAUAACAUCAGGGAGCUCAUACCACGAAUUGAUUCGUACCUAGUACCACAAACGGGGAUGUUGAGUCUUGGAUUUUCUGAAUCUACUUGUUCUUGUAACGACUGUGGUGACCGAUUUGGAUGGACUGACGACUGGGAUGUGGUCCCAAAUCUGUACAAAAGUAUCUACGGAUCAAGUUGUACCGACUCCACCAAAAUCCUUUUGUCAUACAAGGGACAAUUUAUCGCAUCAGCUAGACGUAUCCGCGGAAUUCGUCGAAACAUAUAUGAGGAUCUGUUGUCUACAAUAACUAGUGAGAUUGGAUGGAGUCAUGAUUCAAGAUUUGUGGAAGAAGAUGAUUCGCCUGACAAUCCUUCAUUCGGGUUCGCUGUCGAGAGAAUAUGGGGUUUACUGAUGCAAUGUGCGAGCGAUGAUCGGGUUCCAACGAAGUGUCCUUCUUUGCUCAGUGGGAUGACGACUAGAGGUGAUGUUGGAGACUGCCAAUGCUUAGAUUCGCAAUAG